AUGGUGCAGGUCCAAGCUCAAGCUCCAACUUCAACACUUCUCCUCCUCUCCCUAACCCUCAGCUCCACCCUCUCAACCGCGGAACCAGCUCGCGUCCUGAACCGCAACUUCGCCGAUCCAGCCAUCAUCCAGACCCCAGACGGGUGGUACGCCUUCGCAACGACCUCAGGCGACAUCAACGUGCAAGUCGCGCACUCCUCCGACUUCGACUCCUGGGGAUACCUCGACGACCACGAUGCUCUGCCCGGACCGUUCCCCGCCUGGGUAGCCUCCGACCCGCAGCCCUGGGCGCCUGACGUGUUCCAGCGGGACGACGGCCAAUACGUCAUGUACUACUCGGCGAUCCCGCGCGCAGACUCACGCCGACACUGUCUUGGCGUCGCGAUAUCCUCCGCCAUCGAAGGCCCGUAUACCGCUGUCGACGGGGACGGGGACGGAGACGAAGCCUGGGCGUGCCCGCUCUCCCAAGGCGGGGCCAUCGACGCGUCGGGGUUCCGCGACGACGACGGCACCCUCUAUAUCGCGUAUAAAGUCGACGGGAGUGCGCUGAAUACCGACGACGAGAACUACCACCCCACCCCCCUGGUCCUGCAAGAAGUCGCAGACAACGGGUACAGCAAAGUCGGCGACGCAGUGACGCUGAUCGACCGCGACGAGAGCGACGGGCCGCUCGUUGAAGCACCGAGCAUCGUCAAAGCAGACGGGUUCUAUUACCUCCUCUAUUCGUCGCAUAUGUUCAACAGCCCGGACUAUGACUCGAAGUAUGCGACUGCGCCGUCUGUUGCGGGCCCAUGGACUCGUCGCGGGCGGGUCGUGGCGCCGGGCGACUCCAGCGAUGUUGGGCCCCUGAGUGGUCCUGGCGGUGCGGAUGUCUCAGCCGAUGGGACGAAGUUUGUUUUCCACGCGAACAUCAACAACCAGGAUCCCUCGGGUGGGAGGGCGAUGUAUGCCACGCGGGUGAGCUUGGAGGGUGGCAACGUGACUUUUGUCAACGAGAGCUAA
This is a messenger RNA of Aspergillus mulundensis, 1002 nucleotides long. Its product is annotated as glycoside hydrolase family 43 protein. Gene Ontology annotation, molecular function: hydrolase activity, hydrolyzing O-glycosyl compounds. The record is from RefSeq and is a predicted model, not a curated record. The transcript is spliced from 2 exons. The coding region runs from base 1 to 1002 and encodes 333 amino acids. Lineage: Eukaryota; Fungi; Ascomycota; Eurotiomycetes; Eurotiales; Aspergillaceae. Gene Ontology annotation, biological process: carbohydrate metabolic process.